GCGCAGGUGCGACACGUCCGACAGCGGCAGACACCUCACGCGCCCCCCACUCGCUACGUUCGCCACUUGACUCCAGUUCACCUUAAAGAGGAUUUUUUUUUUUUCGCCGUCCGCCUGCCGACAUGCCGUCCCUGCGACACUCCUACACCUUGACGGUGCCCGAAGAGCCGGACACUAUCUCCCUGGGCAAAGGGGAGCACCGGCGGAAGAGCCCGACGCUGUCCCGGUCCAUGCUGAUGUCCACGUUCAUGGGUCUGAUCAUCAACCAGGCCAAGAACAAGAGUCCUCAGGGCCUGGUGGGUUUGAGGAACCUGGGAAACACCUGCUUCAUGAACUCCAUCUUACAAUGCCUGAGCAACACCUCGGAGCUGAGGGACUACUGCCUGAGAAACGUCCACCGCACGGACCUCAGCAACAGCUGCCGGGCCGACGCCACUCUCACAGAAGAGUUUGCGAAGCUGACUCAAAGCCUGUGGACGUCUCUGAACACCGAGGCCAUCUGUCCGUCUGACUUCAGAGCCCAGAUCCAGAAAUACGCUCCUAAAUUUGCCGGCUGCAAUCAGCAGGACGCCCAGGAGUUUCUCCGCUUCUUACUGGACGGCCUCCACAACGAGGUGAACAGAGUGACCGUCUGCUGCAAGGUGCCGGCCGAGGACUUCGACCACCUCCCUGACGAAGAGAAGGGGAAGCGGAUGUGGAACAUGUACCUGCAGAGGGAGGACAGCAAAGUAGUGGAUCUAUUUGUGGGACAGCUGAAAAGCUCUCUGACCUGCACCGUUUGCGGCUUUCGCUCCACCGUGUUUGAUCCAUUUUGGGACCUUUCGAUACCCAUUGCACAGAAGGAGUCGGGUGAGGUGACUCUCAAAGACUGCCUGAGGCUCUUUACCAAGGAAGAUGUGCUGGAUGGAGAAGAGAGACCAACGUGCACCAAAUGCAAAGCCAGAAGGAAAUGCACCAAGAGGUUCAGCAUCCAGAAGUUCCCACAGAUUCUCGUACUUCAUCUGAAGCGUUUCUCAGACUCCAACGUUCGAGCCAACAAACUCUCCACUUACGUAAACUUCCCUCUGAAAGACCUGGACCUGCGGGAGUUCUCCUCAGAAAGCGGCGAGCGUCCCGUGUACAACCUGUACGCCGUAUCAAACCACACUGGGAACACUCUGGGAGGCCAUUACACGGCGUACUGCAGGAACCCGGCGCUCGGGGAGUGGUACAGCUACAAUGACUCCAGGGUGAGCCCCAUGUCCUCCAGCCAGGUCCGCAGCGCCAACGCCUACGUCCUCUUCUACGAGCUGGCUUCCUCCUCCUCGUCCUCCUCCUCCUCCUCCUCCUCUUCCUCCUCCUUAAACAUCAAAUACCAGACGUGUCGACUUUAAACUCUGCAGAGGAGCAGCGAGGAGCUGCAGCACUGACUCAAUGAGGGACGGGACUCCGCCUGCAUGGAGGGAGCGCCACCUGCUGGAGAGCAGAAACUCUGCCACAAACUGUGAACCUGGAGCUCAACCACGUCCGGCCAUCCAUCACUCCGCUCUUAACAAAAGCAAAUUUACGCUUCCGGAUGUCGAGAUCAAGUGGAACUGAAGCGACGUUGGGGAAAAUGUGACUUCCAUUUUUGGAAAAUCUUUAAAACAAUUAUCUGUGUGUCAAAUGCUGCUUGUAACAUUCAGCAGUUUUGUCUUUUUAUUCUGAGAAAAGUGAUUUUUCUUUUUCCCUCCCAAACUGUGGAUUAUUAAUCUGAAGGACAUUAACCUACUGCAAGGUGUAAUUUAUUCUAUUUAAUACGAAGUCAGAGUGCGUCCUGUACUCCUGAGAAGAUUUGUUUUGUAGUUUUCUGUCACAGUGUAUUUUUGUACAGUAUUUAUGGACUGCACAGCUGAUGUGUGGAAAAGUCGAGCUGUGACAACGCAUCAACGCUUCUUCCUGGAAUGAUGUUGCUGAGUUAAAUGAUUAAAGUCGUCAGUAACGGACACUGUGAAGUGUUGACUCAUCAGACUUUCUGGGUCAGGAAUCUAACGGGUAUGAACACUAAGGCAGCAGAAAGUCAAUUUGAAUACAAUCAAGUGAGAUCAAUGAUGAAUCAGUGAUGAAAGUUACUUUGUCAUUCAUUCAGUUAUGUGUCCAAAAUUGUCUCAGAGCAUUUGACAAUCAGGAAUUGCAUGAAAGAAAUAGACCACAAAAGUCAUUCUGAGAGCUGAGGCAGAUAAUGUAAUGGAAAUAACUAAUCUGACAUCAUUUUAAACAGCAGCCACUCAUUUUUCUUUCAAAUAAAUUCAGUAAUAAAGUAA
Salarias fasciatus (jewelled blenny) is the source of this 2282-nucleotide messenger RNA. RefSeq names its product ubiquitin carboxyl-terminal hydrolase 2-like. NCBI's taxonomy places the organism in Eukaryota, Metazoa, Chordata, Actinopteri, Blenniiformes, Blenniidae. Gene Ontology annotation, molecular function: cysteine-type deubiquitinase activity. The transcript is spliced from 12 exons. The record is from RefSeq and is a predicted model, not a curated record. Bases 123 to 1373 code for a protein of 416 amino acids. Gene Ontology annotation, biological process: protein deubiquitination.